AAGCUAGUAUUUCGACCUCAAGUAAUUACGAAUAAGCACAUCUUCACAAAUUUUACUCCAUCAUUCUACACAAACCAAAAUAUUGUUUUAUUAUAAAAUAGAAGUAUUUUUACUUCCCUAUUUUACUAUGGCUCGAACGAAUGUGCUGCUGCUGAGCCAGAUAGCGGGCUAUGUGAUCGGGCUUAUCCUCUCACUGUGUGUCGUCGUACCUAUGAGUAUGCACCAGGAUGAGUUCAAUGGUCACUGCCUGCUGUUCUCACGAGGAGAGUGGCAGGAGGACGAUGGCCAGCUGCUGGUGUCAUGGGCGUCCACUGCGUACUGUCACUACGUCACCGUCGUCGGAAUUCUCAUGUUCAUAGUAUGCUGCAUACAGAUCUACAGGCUAUCAGUGUUCAUGUACAAAGGCCUGGACAGCUCAUUCCUCUCAGCAUUCAAUGAGGCGGUUGGCUGCACUGUUAUGUGUGGGCUGGCUGUGUCAUCUGCUGUACUGGUGACCCUCGGCUUCAUGGGCUGGUGUGAGAAAAUUACGGAGCGCUUCCCAAGUUGCGAGGAUGCAGCUGGACAGGACAUUGACAAGAAAGACAAGCUCAAUACCAGUGGGUUUUAUAUGGAGAUUGGUACAGUGCAGUUUGGUGCGUGGGCAGCUUUCGCGAUGUGGGUGGGCUUGGCGGUAUUCUCGACACUGAAGGUGUGCCGCUACCACCAGCUGGAGAACAUCCAGGUGUCCAUGUACCGCGAGCGUCAGCGGCUUGUUAACGAGAGCAGCAGCCCGACCGCGCAAGAGGGACGCUCCACACCGCCGCUGGAGCGACAGUAGAGGGACACAGUGGAGUCUAGCAUGAAACUGUCGCCUUCUAGUCCAGUACAAUGUAUGGGAUUUCAUUAGCUCCAUUUGCGCUGUUUGAGGCGAAUUAUUCGACUUCCAUUCAAUAUUUCCUGGAACUCAAUUGUUCAGAUGUGUGGGCUGUAGGUUGAUGCUAGACUUCACUAACCUUCUAUCGCAUUUACAGUGUCCGAUGAAAGAUAGGGAACCAUCCAAUUCAAAUUUUCGAGUGGUUAUAUUGUGCUGCAUUCAUAACCACUUUAAAUGAAAAUCUCUGUAUGAUUUUUUUGAAGAAGACCAAGGGGAUUUUUUUAACAAGAAACUGUGAAUGGAAGUGAGGAGGUAACAAAUUACUCCAUAAAGUGGGAGUACAAAGAGGUCUAGACUCUAUUCUAGACAGCAGCCCUAACAUCAUAUAUGGUCCUUGAGCAAACUCCAUCAUUAAUGUUAGCAUCAAAUCCAUGAUUAAAAAAGAUUUUGCAUUAGGACUCUGACAAACCGUCCCAGUCCUAAGUUAAUGUGAUAUUUGUGUAAAUUAAUAUUUUUAUGUUACUUUUGUGUACAAAUUGCGUAUUUAUAUGUAAAUAGAUGUAAGUAGUUGUUACUAUACAGUCGUCCAGAUCUCACGAGUGUAUAAUACAGGGUGUUAGCGACAUCGUAACGAAAACUUUGAGAGAUGAUUCAGACCCUGAUUCUGAUUUGAUAUCAAGUGGAAUUUUCCGUCGCCAAAAGUAUGAAACUGAAAAUAAUUUAAAAAAACACUAAAAUUUUAAUGAAAUUUCCGACAGGAAAUUCCACUUCAUAUCAACUCAGAAUCAUGGUCUGAAUUAUCCCCAUUUGUAUUCAUUACAAUGUCACUAACACCCUGUAUAUUGUGGAUUUUGUACAUCCAAGUGAUUUAUUAUUUAUUUCUUUUAUUAAACUAAUAUUUGAGUACAGAAUUGGUUUCAGCCUGAAGCAAUUAAAUAAAUAUCAUAUCUGGACAUAACUUUAGUGUAAGUUAUUAUGAAUAAAUUGAAAUAAAAGAAUUCAUUCAAA
Molecule: messenger RNA, 1861 nt
Organism: Pectinophora gossypiella (pink bollworm)
Lineage: Eukaryota; Metazoa; Arthropoda; Insecta; Lepidoptera; Gelechiidae
Product: transmembrane protein 179
Exons: 4
Coding region: 128-817 (229 amino acids)
Source: RefSeq, a predicted model, not a curated record